Messenger RNA from Emiliania huxleyi CCMP1516, 946 nucleotides. It is a transcript of the gene LIP1, whose product is annotated as triacylglycerol lipase 1. Bases 23 to 946 code for a protein of 307 amino acids. The transcript has a single exon. NCBI's taxonomy places the organism in Eukaryota, Haptophyta, Isochrysidales, Noelaerhabdaceae. The record is from RefSeq and is a predicted model, not a curated record.
CAAACACAGCUCUCCGGCGCGAAUGGAUACGGGUUCCUGCGCCUUGGGUCCGCAUGCUGUCGGCACGCUGGAUGCUCGGCAUCUUACGACUCGCCUUGGUAGCUUCGCCUCGGCCACCAUUUACUUCCCAGAGGGCGGCCGGGCGCAGCUGCCUUCCGUCGUCAUCGUUGGCGGGUGGGGAUGUGGUGAGCAUGCGAUGGCAGCGUGGGCGCCAUUCUUUGCCUCGCAUGGCAUUGUGGCGAUGACCAUCGGCACUCCCACACCAUGGAGGGAUUCACCGCCCGUGCGCUGCGGGGCGCUGCUCGAUGCGAGCAAGGCGUUGCAGUCGGAGAACACCCGCGCUGGUUCGCCGUUGCACGAUCGCCUCGAUGUGUCCGCUCGCGCGGUCAUGGGCUAUUCCCUGGGCGGCGGCGGCGCGCAGCUCGCGGCACUGCGAGACCCAACACUCAAGUGCAGCAUCGCAGUCUGCCCGCACGACGGCAGAGAAUUCGGCGUGCCGUUCCCAGCUGAGCUGUCGGCGUCUGUGCCGGUCCUCUUCCUCUGCGGAGCGCAUGACAAGGAGGCCAACUCUCAGACUCACGCGUGGGUCCAGUAUCGCAAGACGAGCGCGCCCAAGCUGAUCUUCGAGAUCUCUGGCGGGGAUCACUUUUCUGCCAACGGUCCCGCGGGCGGCACCGAGAAGGAGUUUGAGAAGGGCUUUGAACCCUGCGCCCUGUGCAACUGCUGUUGCGCGAUGUGCUGCUGUGGGUUUGCGCCGUGCCCAUAUGGAAGCCUGAACGGGCCAAGUGGCCACGCCACAAACGAUGCACCGCGCGGGGCCAUCGGCGGGGUGGCUCUUGCGUGGCUCCAGCUCUUCCUGUUGGGUGACGAGAGUGCGCGGUCGCGACUGGCUGCCCGCCCCGAUAUUGCCAGCGGCUUUGAGAGCCAAAAGAUGGACCGAUCUUGA